Messenger RNA from Vanessa atalanta (red admiral), 3609 nucleotides. RefSeq names its product trafficking protein particle complex subunit 11 (gene gry). Gene Ontology annotation, cellular component: cytoplasm. The transcript has a single exon. NCBI's taxonomy places the organism in Eukaryota, Metazoa, Arthropoda, Insecta, Lepidoptera, Nymphalidae. Bases 205 to 3516 code for a protein of 1103 amino acids. The record is from RefSeq and is a predicted model, not a curated record.
UGAAACAUCUGCAAAGUGAAUCGCAAUGCUGUUAACAGUCAGAAUUCUUGAAGUUUUUGACAUUUCUCGGUUGACGAGAUAUGAUGGGGUGUUGGAGUUGGCCAAUGUGAAAUGUAAAUUAUAUAUCCACUUUGUACAUAUUGUGAUAUGAAAAAAUAACCUGCCCUAUUUUCGCCACAAGGCUUAUUCAAAGUUAACUUCAUAAUGGCCACGCAGCCGAGUGACAACACGGAGUUUCCGCCCGAUAUUAUCCUGAAACCCUUGGCUCUAAUCGGACUCUCAGGUUUGGACACUGUAAACAAUGCAAUUCAUAAAACAAUUUGGGACGCAUUUUCCAAUAAUAGACGACCAGACCGCGCUUCAGUUAGAUUCAAAUUAUUAAAUAACACAUUUGAAUUUCCUGUCGUUAAACCUAAAAGAAACUCGUAUGAGUGGUAUAUACCGAAAGGAAUAUUAAAGAAAAACUGGAUACAAAAACGUGUGUCCUUAAUACCAGCCCUCGUUGUUAUCUUUUAUGAUAUGGAAUGGAAUGAUCCACAGUGGAAUGAAAAGAUUAUCGAAUGCGCAUCAAGAGUUCAGUCAAUCCGUGCUGCGGUAGAAGGGCACGCUACUCGAGUCGCAGUCGUCGUAGUACAGAGUGGUCUGUCACCUCCCCCCUCUGAAUAUAUGUUGGGAGCAGAAAGAGCUCAAGCUCUUUGUUCUGCUUGUGAAAUACAAUCAAAAUCACUCUUUGUUCUUCCUCAUAGUGACCAUUUAAUGGGGUACAUAAUAAGACUAGAAAAUGCCUUUUAUGAUAUUGCACAGAAUUAUUACCACCAUGAGACAAAAAACAUCAAACAACACAGAGAUCACUUGAAUAAAACAACUCAUCACUAUUUAUUUGUUCGACAUCAAUUUAAGCUGGGGUUUUUGAAUGAACUGAAGCAGGACUUGAGUACAGCCCAUAAGCACUACAUGCAUGCUUACAAUAACUUACUAGAGACAAGACAGGUUGAUACCAAUAUACAUGAGAUAAGAACAGUCGCAGGAUAUAUCAAUUAUAAACUUUGUAAGUUGCUUUUUGCUCUGAAUCUAGCCAGAGAUGCAAUUGCACAACUUAAAUCACACAUUGAGAGGUACAAAAAUAGAAUAGGACCCACUGAAUUGCUCUUUGAACAUUAUGCUUGGAUUGCGAGACAAUACAGUGCAUUUGGAGAAUUAUUUGAUGAAGCUAUCAGAGUUGGGCUACCUGGUAUUCAGUCUCAACACCCAGGCUUCUAUUACCAGCAUGCAGCUCAAUUCACAGUUAAAAGACGUCAAGCAAUGAGAUCAGUUUGUUGUGAAGCUCAGCAGUAUCCUCCACCUCCAGAUCCCAUGGAAGGUAUUGUUGAAUUUUAUGGGCAAAGACCUUGGAGACCAGGAAGACUUAGUGCUGACCCUCAUGAUCCUCAAAAAGAACAAGCUGCAAUACUCGCACUCCAGUACAAUGAAAGGGUUUUUAAUCAUUCUGCUGUUAUAAUAAGUUUUCUAGGUAGUGCGAUUUCCCAAUUUAAAACAUUCCACUCUCCUCGGAUGAGAAAACAGCUAGUAGUUGAAAUGGCAAAUGAGUAUUAUUACUGUGCCGACUAUGGUAAAGCUCUCACACUACUCUCUCAUAUGCUCUGGGAUUAUAGAAAGGAAAAAUGGUGGUUUUUAGCCUCACAUGUUUUAAACCGUGCAUUACAAUGUGCAUAUCUGUCAGCAAAAAUACAUGACUAUAUCCAACUUUCAAUUGAGGCACUGUCAAAGAAUAUUCAAGUGCCAAAUAAUGAUAAAGACAGAAUUUUCAGGAAUAUAAUGUCUGUACUAAAUUUAAAUGUACCAGCUCCAGAACAUGAUCUGCCGGCCUCUUCUCAGGGUAAAGCAUUAGAGUUGUGGGGCAUGGCCAUUGAUAAGGAACCACAUAUUGUCACUAUAGAUAUGGUCAACAUUUCUAGUUUCCUUGAAGUAAAAACUAAAUUCAAGCAACAAAAAUACAGAAUGGAUGAAUUAAUUGAAAUUGAAAUAUUUGUACGACUCACAUAUAAUACAAUUCUAGAAAUUAAAACAGCCACUCUAACAAUAUCCUCAAACACUGAAACUAUUGAAAUACCAAUAACUGAUAAUGACAAUUCAAUUAUAAAAUUAGAAGGUUGUAGUGUUAAGAAGUUUUUGUGUAAAUUCAAAACAAAUCCUCAUGAUAAUGGAUCGGAGUUAAGUAUAAAAAAUGUGUCAUUUGUUCUUGAUUCUGAUAAAAAAAGAAAGAUCAUUAUGAAUUUCAAAAUAGAAGACAAUAAAAGCUUACCUAUUAUUCAUCCCGAGUUACUACAUUUCAUACUGAGCCCUAAAAAUGAUUAUGAAUUUGAUUGUAUUGUGCCUUUGACUACAACAUCCAUUACUAGUAGAGAGUGUAGACUAUCAAUAGGAAUUGAUAAUGCAGUGCCUGCUCUUCAAGGAGAAUGGUUUCCUACAACAUUUACUGUGACUAAUAAUGAAGAUAGUUUGGUCUAUGACAUGACAAUAGUUCUUUCACUUUUGAGCUCUCCUGACAAUACCAAUCCUGAAACUGUAACAGAAUUGAGCUUUAAACAAGGUGAACCACAGUCUCCACCUUUGAAACUCCUUAUAGGUAAUGUAAAUAAGGCUUCAACUUAUUCAAAUACAUUCUAUUUGAAGACCAACAGAACUGCAACGGCAACAGUUCAAAUUAAAGUGUCAUAUAACAUAGACCUGAAUGAAACUCCUAAACUUGAAUGUGUUAAAGACUUUACUACAAAAAUUUCAGUUAUCAAGCCUUUCGAAGUAUCCACAAACUUUGUUACAAUGAACUUCAAACCAGUCUCCAAAUGUUUUGUAGACGAUCCAUUUAUAGUUAUGCCUCAAAUAAAGAUUUUAAGUCCAUGGGAUUUACUUAUUUUAGAUACUGAAUUAGAAACUGUGGAUUGCUUCAAAUACGCUGAUGACAAAAAACCACCUUCUUGUAUAAGUAAUUUACAAGUAGCUGAAAAAAACAUUGCAUCUGAUGCUAUAUGCAUCCAAGCCAAAUAUAAGCCAAAAGAUCUUCCCACAAGAGUUGGCUUGUACAACAUAAGGUGGCGACGGAAAACCAACACCGAUGGCAGCAUUGUUAUGAGCAGCACUGCUCUGUCUGGAAUUGCUAUAGAUGACUGUCCUAUUUCAAUUGAAGUUAACUACCCUGAAGUGGUGGAUUUGCAGACAUCUGUUCCGUUGAAAUGUACUUUGAUUGGAAAUACCAAUACAACAAUCAGGCUCAAUCUAUCUGUGGAAGGAACGGAUGCGUAUAUGUUUUCUGGGUACAAAAAGUUUUCCGUUACAGUGCCCCCGAAGGAUAAAGUUGAGCUAUGUUACAACAUUCAUCCAUUAGUUGCCGGUAAUACUGUACCGCCUAGAAUAAAAGCUACUGUCCUCGGCGAAAAUUCUCGACAAGAGGUUAUAAAGGAAAUGUUUGAAAAAAUCUUUCCACAAAAUAUAUUUGUUAUGCCUAAAUAUAAUAAGUAAAUUGUAUUAGAUUUGUUGAUUCUUCAGGUUGAGAUUUGUAAAUAGUUAUGAACAAAAUAUGUAAUUAUAUUGUAGUUACCCUGUAAUUAUUAU